CCCGGAAAUGCGUGUGCUAGCUUUCUGUGUGCUUAGGUGCCCGAGCUACUGAGGGUCUAGGUCCGGGCAGCCGAAGAGUGUGGUAGGUAACGGUCGUCAGCGCAAGGGUCAUUUCGUCGCUGGGAAGGGACGGCCCUCGCCCGCGGUGAUGGUGGUUAGCAAGAUGAACAAAGAUGCGCAGAUGAGAGCAGCAAUUAACCAAAAGUUGAUAGAAACUGGAGAAAGAGAACGCCUCAAAGAGUUGCUGAGAGCUAAAUUAAUUGAAUGUGGCUGGAAGGAUCAGUUGAAGGCACACUGUAAAGAGGUAAUUAAAGAAAAAGGACUAGAACACGUUACUGUUGAUGACUUGGUGGCUGAAAUCACACCAAAAGGCAGAGCCCUGGUACCUGACAGUGUAAAGAAGGAGCUCCUACAAAGAAUAAGAACAUUCCUUGCUCAGCAUGCCAGCCUUUAAGAUUGAAUUAGAUUGUGUUGUUUUGUGGUUUUAUUUCUGAAAGUAAAACUUGCCAUAAAUUAGGAAUUGAUUUCCCAAAAUAAAAUCCUUUUUUGUAUGAUGGUAUACAGUUUUCAGUAAUGAUGUAUACAAUUGUAUUGAUUUUUUUCCCUAAAUGUGUUAUUUUAAUAAAUAUCUCAUGAAUGA
Messenger RNA from Mesoplodon densirostris (Blainville's beaked whale), 640 nucleotides. RefSeq names its product ENY2 transcription and export complex 2 subunit (gene ENY2). The transcript is spliced from 5 exons. NCBI's taxonomy places the organism in Eukaryota, Metazoa, Chordata, Mammalia, Artiodactyla, Ziphiidae. The record is from RefSeq and is a predicted model, not a curated record. Gene Ontology annotation, cellular component: DUBm complex; SAGA complex; nuclear pore. The coding region runs from base 149 to 454 and encodes 101 amino acids. Gene Ontology annotation, biological process: regulation of transcription by RNA polymerase II; poly(A)+ mRNA export from nucleus; positive regulation of DNA-templated transcription. Gene Ontology annotation, molecular function: chromatin binding; transcription coactivator activity.